UUUGUACCAGGAUGUAAUCCUGAAGUUUGGAUGCCCGAAAACCGUCAUUAGUGAUAAUGGAUCCCAGUAUGAUAGCCGGUUGUUCAAGGGAAGUCUACGAGAUCUUGGGAUCCGACACCGUUUUGCACCAGUGUAUUCUCCCCGUAGAAAGAGCCAACCGUACCCUCAAAACCAUGAUAGCUCAGUUCUGUGGAAAGAAUCAGCGUACCUGGGAUGAGCAUCUGAAGGAGUUGACCUUCGCAAUAAACUCUGCAAGGCAGGAGUCGACCGGAUACACCCCAGCGUUCCUGAAUUUUGGUAGGGAGAUGCGUUCACCGAACGCCAAGUAUGUAGCUGAGAUGGCCAACCGGGAUGAAAAGGAUCACACCGAACCGGACACCGAACCGCAGGUUGCUUUGCAUGCAAAUAAACUAAACCGUUUUACCGAAACUUAUGAGUUUGUCCGAACUAGAUUAGCCCAAGCUUUCUCCCAGCAGAGCCACUACUACAAUCUACGCCGGAGGGACUGGCGAUGCAGAAUAGGAGACCAGGUGUACCGAAGGGAGCAUCCCUUAUCUUCUGCAGUAGAGGGAAUUGCCGCCAAAUUGGCUCCGAAAUAUUCCGGUCCAUAUACCGUUGUCAAAGUAAUUUCUCCGGUAGUGUAUAACAUCAAGGAUGGCGGUGGUAAGGUUUUCCGACAUGUUCAUAUUAAAGAUCUGAAGCCCUCUCUUGAAGAGGGGGUGUCUGAGAUAUAAAUACCGUUACUAACCGUAUAGUAGUACCGUUCAAAGCGAACAGGGUACUAAUGAACCGUAAAUUACUGUCCGAUUAAUUGUAUGUAUUUGCAGGAUGCGCCGUUAUAGUUUGGGGAGACCGCUACGGUUCCGAUCCAUCACGCCGCCUCCACCGUCACCGCCUCCGCCCCACCGUCACCGUCAACACCCCUACCGUUACCGUCUCCACCGUCCAGGGAGUCGUCGCCAGCCAUGAGCCUGUGGACGGAUUUUGAGUGCCCCAGGCCAGUAACCACAGAUGCGAGUACCAAUACUGUGAGGCCAGCCACCAGAACCGUUGGCACCAAUGGAAUCCAGGUAUUCCUUGAGCUGGGACCACGAAGCUGUUGGAGAUGCGGCCUUAUGGGGGUAUUGUCCCGCGACUGCUGUGUAGGGGCACCCAACCGAGUGCGUUUAUCCACCGACCACCGUUUAUCCACCGACCACCGUUUAUCCACCGACCACCGUUCAUCCACCGACCACCGUUUAUCCCCACCGUCGAGAAACCGGGAAGAA
Messenger RNA from Coccinella septempunctata (seven-spotted ladybird), 1268 nucleotides. RefSeq lists its product as uncharacterized. The record is from RefSeq and is a predicted model, not a curated record. NCBI's taxonomy places the organism in Eukaryota, Metazoa, Arthropoda, Insecta, Coleoptera, Coccinellidae. Bases 57 to 734 code for a protein of 225 amino acids. The transcript has 2 exons. Gene Ontology annotation, molecular function: nucleic acid binding.